Messenger RNA from Scophthalmus maximus (turbot), 5827 nucleotides. RefSeq lists its product as uncharacterized. Gene Ontology annotation, molecular function: GTPase activator activity. Gene Ontology annotation, cellular component: endoplasmic reticulum membrane. The record is from RefSeq and is a predicted model, not a curated record. The transcript is spliced from 10 exons. Bases 508 to 1755 code for a protein of 415 amino acids. NCBI's taxonomy places the organism in Eukaryota, Metazoa, Chordata, Actinopteri, Pleuronectiformes, Scophthalmidae. Gene Ontology annotation, biological process: positive regulation of GTPase activity; endoplasmic reticulum to Golgi vesicle-mediated transport.
AUGCAUCCUGAAAAAUAACAGUAAAAAAAAAAUUGUAAGCACAAUAGUUGCGCUCAAAAGGCCACAGACAUUUCCAUUGAUCUUAAUAAUAUUUUAAAGUUUCUGUGAAGCGCUUUUUUCUGUCACUUAGUACAACGGGUGAACACUGUAAUAGUAACCGUUCCUGAAUCACUAGAACCACAGUAUAACCGGUCGUUUAUGUAUUUAUAUUGCAAAACUAAACUAAACACAGAUCUAAAAAACUACAAUCAAGUUAGUCUGCGGUGCGAUUCGGAGAACAGCCAAUGGAAUUCGUGCGCCGUGUCACUUGGCACCUCUGACCAAUUGCAGCGUAGCAGGGCGAUGUCACGGUAGGUUGCUUCCUGCACAGGCAGCUGGCGCUCGUGACUGACAUUUUCAAAUGUUUUUCACCUGUUAAGCAACACACUUAUGAUUUUUCUUUUAAUCGGCUAACCUGCCCGCGACACAUCUCAAACAUCGGCCCUCGGGUGUCCGCUUUUAAAGGGGAUGAAAAGGCUCACGAGGAAGAAACAAAGCGCCGGCGGGUUCGGGGUGAGUGAAAAUGGAUCUGCCACAAGAGAACCGGACUGUGGGAGGAAACAGAAGUUGGCUGAGAUCCAUCAGGCGUUGAUCAGUGACCCAGUUGACAUUGAGACCCUGAGGAGAACAGCAGCCAGUAAAGGUGGACUGCUCACUGACGAACUGAGGAGGAAAGUGUGGCCCAAACUACUGAACGUCAAUGUCUAUGAUCUCCCUCAUAAACCUGGUCGAGAUGUGAGGGAGAACCACAAGGACUACAACCAGGUGCUCCUGGAUGUCAGGAGGUCCAUGAAGCGGUUCCCUAAAUGUAUGCCAGCCGCAGAGCGAGCCGUGCUCCAGGAGCAGCUGAUCGACAUCAUACUGGAGGUUCUGAAACGCAACCCUCAGCUCCAUUACUACCAGGGAUACCACGACGUGGCCGUCACCCUGCUGCUGGUUGUCGGGGAGCGGAUGGCUAUCGCCAUGUUGGACACACUCUCUAAUUAUCACCUCAGGGAUUUCAUGGAUCCUACCAUGGACAGCACUAAACACAUUUUAAACUACCUGAUGCCUAUACUGGAACAAGUCGACGUGGAGCUGCAUGACUUCAUGAUCAGAGCGGAGGUGGGAACCAUCUUUGCACUGUCCUGGCUCAUCACCUGGUACGGUCACGUCCUGUCCCAGUUCAAACACACCCUCCGACUAUACGACUUCUUCUUGGCUUCACACCCGCUGAUGCCCAUCUACCUUAGUGCCACGAUUGUGUUGCACAGAGAGAGGGAGGUGAAGCAGACCGAGUGUGACAUGGCCAUGGUCCACCACCUCCUUUCGCGCAUCCCUCAGGACCUCCCGUAUGAACUUCUGAUUGCUCAGUCCCAGGAACUUUUCAGUCAGUACCCUCCGUCGUUACUGGCCAAGCGGGCAGCCCUGCAAUCUCGCAAAAGUCUGUCCAUCAGCACCUUCCAAGUGUUUCAGCUCUCCACCCUCCACCAGAGGCCAGACUCUGUUCUCCAACGCCUCACCAAGGCCCAGGGCUCCACCACCUCCAGACAUGCCUCUCGACACUCAGGCCUGGAAGUGGCUUUACCCCGGGACCGCGGCCAGCUGUGGGGGCAGGGGAACAGGAUGGUGAAGAUGGCAGUGUGGGGGCUGUCUGCCACGCUCGGGGCGGCUGUGUUCGCCGUGGCUCAGACGGCCUUGGACUGGGGACCUGAUGUGUUGCAACAGCUGUUCUGACGUGGCGGUGGGGAUAUAGACUGUUAGACAUACAAACACACACUCACAUGUGGUGACAGCAGACACACCCCCGCUCUCGUUUUGGAUCAACAACAUACAUACACAAACGCAGAUAUUGCAGACUCAAAGCUCGUCUCGUGCUCAGAGGUGGACGGUAGGAAAGACGCAGGAGGAGGUCAGCUAUCUUGGUGCUGAACAGGUUGAUGGCGUUCAUCCACAAUGAACAUAUGCUAACAACUGGUCCGCCUCAGGCUCAUUGUGCAUGUGUCUGAGCGGGUGUAUGUGUAUAUAUGUUUCUGUGCAUGUGUGACAGACCUUUUGGGCACAGGUGCAGGAGCCCAAGUGGCGAGGAAGCGAAAGGGCCUGACCGCCUGACAUCCGCAAAGAUGCAAAAGUACCAAAAGAAAAAAUACAAAAUGACCACAAAAAGGAUGCUAACGGACUCCAAAGAGACUCAAAACAACCACAGAGGUGCCAAAUGACCACUAAGAGACACACAGCAACCUCAAAUAUACACAAAAUGGCCUAAAAUAAACUACACAGGGAUACAAAAUGAUAAUACAGAGAUAGAAAAAUGUAAAAGAACUGCAAAAAGACUCAAAAACAACUACGAAAAUAACACUAAAUAAAAGCAAAAUGACACCAAAAGACAAAAUAACCUCGGAAAACCCCCAAAGAGACGUUGUGGGGUGUUUCUACACUGUAGGAUGGGAGGAGGCCUCUCGUAGGUUUUUUGUUCGGGGGCCCGUCGUCUCCUAAUCCGUCCAGACACCAACACAUGGUUGCUCUUUCAGGCUUUUGCUCACAUGCUGCCAUUGUUGCACCACACGUGUCUCUGUGUAUUCUCCCGCUUGCUGAUUAUUUUUGCUGAUCUCUCGUUUUUAAGACCAUCGCGCUCGCGUUUCUGUUGAGAAGUGUUCCAGCACGCUUGUGCGAUCAGCAGCCAUUUCUGAGAGCCAAUGGUGCCGGUAGCCAGCGCAAUGUCACCUGAAUGCAAAUAAUUAAAGAGCAGCGUUUUCUGCUGAAAGCUUCCAGUCAUGAGUGAAGAAAGAGAGCGAGAGGAAAAGAAAGAAAGAGGGAGUGAGAAUUUUUGCCUGUGAGCUUUUUAUUAAUUGCUUAACUCCAGGUGUCGUUGAGUUACAUUUACGGUCGUGUUUGACACAAAAAAACGAGUUGUUGCUGCCCCACAAACGUGAACAUUCACUCACAGUUAGCCAGAAGCGCUGAACAAAGGAAGUGGGCCUGCAUUUUGCUGGAGGUUUUGCAAGAUUUUAAUUUAAUUUAUUUAAGUAUAUUUUUACAUUUUCUGUUGCAGUUUUUUUUAAGCUGUCUGGCCCACCACUGCUGAAAGAAUAUGGGGGAGACACCAGUACUUUUACAGCCGUAAAAUAUUUAGCAGGUUUGCUCCAACAUUCACCCUGAACAGCCGUCAACGGAGCUACAGUACAUGGACUCAAUAUCAUAUUUCUCUUCAAGACACGACCGCUGUGCUUUAAAAAACGAUUUUACAAAUAUGCUACAUAUCUUGAGCAGUCCAAGUGAUUAUUUUAACGUUAUUAUUUUUAUUAUCAGUGUGCGAAUUUAACUAUGUGUAUCUCUCUAAAAGCCACUACACACACACACACAUACACACACUGUAGAUAUUGUUGGACCAGAUGUAAUCACGGAGUUUCAUAACCGGAAAAAGAGAAUAUUAAUAAUACAGGCUGUAUCCACCUGAGGUACACACACACAUGUAGAGAGAGCACCGGGGGUUUCUCCAAACGGCGAUGCAUGCUCUGCUUGUUGACUUAUGCUCUGAAAUAUUUAGCAGCUUUUACUAGCAUGUAGCCAAGCCGCUGCAUCUGUUAACACAACUUCACCGGAGUCACAACUCUCUCCUUCCUCCACGUCCUCUGCUGAUCUUUCACGCAGCUGGAUGUGCAGUCUUGUCCUGUUGAUUUUAGUUGCUGCAGAGCUUCUGUCGAGUCUGUUGUGUAAAGAAAAAUGAAAUGAGAACACGACUUGAAGGAAAUUAGCUGGCAGGAAUUUUAUCAGACAACAGUCAAUAAAUCAAUAAAUGGUCAACGGCCUGUAAACCAGUUGGCUGCUUAAUAAAUGAGGGAUUCAAGUCACAGUCAGUAAAUACGCCUGACAAGUUGCACACCACAUUAAACAAAAUAUGUUUCUAUGCACUGUGAUUAAACUGUUGUGUGUGCGUGUGUGUGUGUGCGUUGCAGGUAUUACUAAUGUAAGGAAUAAAUAUGUCAAGUUACAUCAUUGUGACGUUGAUCAUUAAAUUUUAAGUUGAAGACAUGUUUUGAGGUUAGAGUAAGAGUAAGUCUCCUGGUAAUGAAUGUAGGUCAAUGUAAUGUCAUGGAGACAAGAAUGUGUGUGUGUGUGUGUGCGUGCGCGCGUGCGUGCGUGCUUGGUGUUGUGUGUGCGUUUGCGUCGGUCACAGGUCUUACUCACAGUUUCUUUCCACUCUGGGCAUCUUCUAUGUUUUUAUUUAUUCAUCAUUUUUAUUCUCUCUGUGCCUCUUUAUUAACUGUCAGGAGUCAUUAUUUAUUUCAAGAGCAACAAUCUAAUUGCCUAUUCAUUUAACGGCUACAUAUUAUUUGCAUUGUAUGGAUGUUUAAUUAUCGGUUAAAUACUCAUUAUUAUGUUUGUAAAGAUCAGAAAUCUGAGGGUUUAUAACUUUAAUAUUGAUCUUUAUUUCACAUAUGGUCAGUAAUUGGUCAGACAAUAAAAAAUCUGAUCUUACGAGGAGUUAGUGUUGAACUGUUCCUUUAAAUGUUCGGCUCGUGUGCCAGUUCAUUAAGUAAAUUAACAUAUUAAACAAAUGACUUUGCAAAGGGAACAUUUAUUAUUAUCAUGGUGCAUGGUCGGCCUUCAUUUGUUUUAUUCUGCUCCGUUACACAAACAGCUCCUUCUCAAGUAAAGUUAAUUCAAGUCACCACUCGCUGAAUUUUUCAAAUUGAUCGUAUGUAAUUGUGCAUUCACCGUGCUCGCUUAUAGGUGAGUCAUAAAAGAAUUGCUUCAUCAUCAAAAAUGUUCACAAAAUUAGCUGCCUAAUUCAUAAAUGUGCGGGGGGGAGAACCCUGUGACCAGGGUCUGUGAUCUGCAAACAUAAGUCUAGACGCUACUGUGUAGUCGUAUCUGUGCCAUAUAGUCUGCACACACACACACACACACACACACACACACACACACUCAUUCAUUCUGGGAAAGAGUGGUGGUGGUGCCAGUUCCUAAUGAGGAUUUAAUUUUUUCUGCCGCUGGCUCUUGGCCCACUUAAGACACUUUUUUCCCCCCCUAACAUUCGCACUCAAACACCUGCACCUGCACUGGCCUAAGUCUGGCAGAUGCCUUUAAUGAAAAAUUAUGGAAACAUGUUACUUGGUUUGAGUGAAACCAAUUCCAAAUGUAGAAUUUGCUCCAGGCGUUGAGGCUCGCUCAAAAGUUUUUUGUUUUUUCAAGUUUCAGGGCCAUAAAAUCAAUGAAAAACGUAAUACUUGAAGACGUAAACAGAAAAUGUAGGAUACAAACUUUUAUUUGACUUAAGUGCAAUGAUUUUCUCUUACUGACUUGACUCUGCUGAGCAAAGAUUGUGAGGCUAUUUUGCACUUCAGCUACCGACAAUUCUUUGAAAUUCAUUUGGCAAAACAACAAAAAAAUUUAUUGCAGAAGUUGUUUUUUAGCAAUCAGAUAUCAGUUUGUAUGUAGAUUAUAGAAGGAAAGAUGCAAUAGUCCCAAAAAAAUUGAAACCUUCCGGAGUUAUUUAUAGUUUGUGUAAUUUUCAAAGUCCCAGUGAGACUGUGCUGCGCCCCUGGCGACGCUCUCUCCUCCCCACAGGUCCAAAAUUUCCCAAAAGACUUGAUUACACCAAAAUGCUUUUUACAAAUGCGAGUGCAAAUUCAGGCUGUGUGUUUGAUUUCUUUGGGCAUUUUAGUGCAUGUUUUCAUCACAGUUACAAAGAGAUAUAUAAAUCAUAUCUCUGAACACAGGUUGUUUGCACCUUGUACUUUAUUGUGUUGAAAUGUGUGUUUCACUGUUUAUGAAGUAGAAAGGUGAAUAAACGACAAAGGAAACA